UCGGAGUUUGUCUGUCUUUGCCUUGUCUCGUGAUCAAAACAGUUCGACUGCUCUGAUCUCCCCUCUCCGUAUGGGAGUCGGCUUCCCACACAGUAGAGCAGCUUUUUUGUCAAUGUCAUAGAAACGAUGAAGUGACAGACAGUACACAGGAUCAGCAGUGACAUGGCCGCCGACGACAAGUCCUCCUCCUCGUCCUCCACUGACUGGACUGCUGAGCAGCCUGUCCUCUCACCCGCCAGCCCCUCCCACCUGACCCAGUUCAAGCCGCUCACGCCGGAGCAGGAUGAGCCCCCGCUGCGCUCUGCGUACAGCUCCUUCGUCAACCUUUUCCGCUUUAGCAACAAAGAAGAGGGGCGGGCUCCUUCUCCGACAAUUCUGGAGAAGGCUGAUGUGCCGGUCCCCUCCCCACAGUUAGUCAGAGGGCCAUGGGCCACCAGUCCUUCACAUUCCAACCACCUUCCCGGGUCCCACCGCAAGCAGCACCCAGACCCGCUCCGGCGGACCUCCACUGCUUCCGAAGGCCGCAGGAAAUCGGAGACGCCGCUCAGCAGUCAUGAUCCACGCACAGCAGUUCAACUGCGCACCGCUCUGAAAAGACUGAAAGAAAUCAUGGAGGGGAAGAGUCAGGACAGUGACCUGAAGCAGUACUGGAUGCCGGACAGCCAGUGCAAAGAGUGCUACGACUGCAACGAGAAGUUCACCACCUUCCGCCGCCGCCACCACUGCCGGCUCUGUGGCCAGAUCUUCUGCAGCCGCUGCUGCAACCAGGAGAUCCCCGGCAAGUUCAUGGGCUACACCGGAGACUUGCGGGCCUGUACCUAUUGUCGCAAGAUAGCGCUCAGCUACGCCCACUCGGCCGACUCGGGCUCCAUCGGCGAGGACCUGAGCGCGCUGUCGGACUCCCCCUGCUCUGUGAGCGUGGAGCCCAGCGAGCCCAGGACGCCUGUGGGGGGGCGCAAGGCCAGUAGAAACAUCUUCCUGGAGGAAGACCUCACAUGGCAGAGUUUGAUUCACCAGGAGACUCAGGGCAGUGGUCUCAGUUCCAGGCUGACGACACUACAAGAAGACGUAGGCAAAUCACCUGCUAGGAAGAGGUCCGCCAGCGUCUCCAACCUGUCCCUGGACCGUGCGGGCUCCGCCAUGGGGCCGGCGUACGACAGCUCCGUCAGCCCGCAGCCCAGCCGUACCAUGAGCAACGCCAAGGCCGGCCCCAUGACCGGCACCAAGCAGGACCACAGCGAGGAGGAGAGGAAGAUACUGCUGGACUCGUCCCAGCUGAAGGACCUGUGGAAGAGGAUCUGCCACCACAACACAGGCAUGGAGUUCCAGGACCAUCGCUACUGGCUUAGGACCUACCCCAACUGCAUCGUGGGGAAGGAGCUGGUCAACUGGCUGCUUCGCAACGGCACCAUCUCCACAAGGGCCCAAGCUAUAGCCAUUGGCCAGGCACUGGUAGAUGGCCGGUGGCUGGACUGUGUCACUCACAAUGACCAGCUGUUCAGGGACGAGUACGCUCUUUACCGCCCUCUACAGAGCACAGAGUUCUCUGAGACGCCGUCCCCCGACAGCGACAGCGUCAACUCCCUGGAAGGCCACUCGGAGCCGUCCUGGUUCAAGGACAUCAAGUUUGACGACAGCGACACGGAGCAGCUGGCCGAUGAGAGCGACUGCACCAUGCCCAGUGAGUCCUCACCCAGCAAGCGCACCUCGGUCAGCAGCGUCCAGUCAGCUGUGGACAGCGACUCGGCCGCCUCCAUCAACCUCAACGUGGAGCAGGACAACGUCAACUUCCACAUCAAGAGGCAGUCCAAGUACCCCCACGUACCGCUGCCCACAGAGAAAGCUGAACUCCUCCUGUCUGAAGAUGGAGGGCAAAACAUCUCCAUCAGUGAUGCUUUCAUCAAGGAGUCACUGUUUAACCGUCGUGUGGAGGACAAGGCCAAGGAUCUGCUGCUGACUCCCCUGGGCUGGCACCACAGCUCGCUGGACCAGCUCCGAGAGGAGAACGGGGAAAAGAAGGCCAUGGAGAGGCUGCUCUCCGCCAACCACAGCCACAUGAUGGCGCUGCUGCAGCAGCUGCUGUACAGCGAGUCUCUGUCCCUGUCCUGGCGGGACGUCAUCGUGCCCGUGGUCCGCACGGUGGUCCAGACCGUGCGGCCCGACGUCCGCAACUGCGACGACGACAUGGACAUCCGUCAGCUGGUGCACAUCAAGAAGAUUCCUGGGGGAAAGAAGUUUGACUCUGUGGUGGUGAAUGGAUUUGUGUGCACAAAGAACAUUGCUCACAAGAAGAUGAACUCGUACAUCAAGAACCCCAAAGUGCUGCUGCUCAAGUGCUCCAUAGAGUACCUGUACCGAGAGGAGACCAAGUUCACCUGCAUCGACCCCAUUGUGCUCCAGGAGCGGGAGUUCCUGAAGAACUACGUGCAGCGCAUCGUGGACGUGCGGCCCAACCUGGUGCUGGUGGAGAAGACGGUGUCGCGCAUCGCCCAGGACAUGCUGCUGGAGCACGGCAUCACGCUGGUCAUCAACGUCAAGCCGCAAGUGCUUGACCGAGUGAGCCGAAUGACACAGGGGGACCUGGUGAUGUCGAUGGACCAGCUCCUCACCAAACCUCGCCUGGGCACCUGCCACAAGUUCUACAUGCAGCCCUUCACCUUGUCCAACAACGAGUCCAAGACGCUGAUGUUCUUCGAGGGCUGCCCGGCCCACCUGGGCUGCACCAUCAAGCUGCGCGGCGCGGCGGAGUACGAGCUGGCCCGCGUGAAGGAGAUCCUCAUGCUGAUGGUGUGUGUGGCCUACCACUCCCAGCUGGAGAUCUCCUUCCUCAUGGACGAGUUCGCCAUGCCGCCCAGCCUGGCGCCCAGCACCUCCUUCCCCUGCCUGCUGGAGGGCUCCACCGCCGAGGAGGACGAGGCGGAGCCCCCCAAGAGGGGGCAGGAGGAGGAGGAGGAGGAGCUGGCGGUGACCGUGGUGGAGGUGGCGAGUGGGGAGGCCGAGGGCGUCAAUGGAACUACGGAGGACGCAGUGCACGAGAAGGAGGAGAAGGAGGAGGAGGAGAAGGCCAAGGAGAAAGGGGAGAAGGAGUUGCCAAAACCAGUCUCCUCCUCCUCGCCACGCUCUUCCACGGAGAGGGCAGUGCCCGCCGUGACUGUCUCCUCCUCCAGCACCUCCUCCAGCACCUUCUCCACCAAGGUUCCUCCGCCCGCUCCCUUCCUGUUGGUGGAAGAGGAGCCUGAGACGGAGACGCUCACCAGGGCGUCUGAGGACGACGACGCGGCGGGGGACGGCAGCACGGGGACCGGGGAGACGCUGUGCGCCGAGGACGCCUCGGAGACCUCCCCGCCGACGAGGCGGUUCCGGGACCCCCUGCAGGACGACACGGGGAUGUUUGUGGCGGAGCAGGUGGCGUCCUGCGACGACCGCCUCAAGUCCCUCUCCACGGCGUUCAGGCAGGAGCUGAAGGACAUCAUCCUGUGCAUCUCGCCCUUCAUCGGCUUCAGGGAGCCCUUCCUCCUCACGGCCGCGGGCCUGCAGUGCCCCAGCCGGGACUAUUUCCCUGAACAGGUCUACCUCUCCCCUUUGCUCAACAAGGACCUCAAGGAGCUGGACGGGCGCCGGAAGCGCCAGCUCCUCAAAGACCCCGCCCCCUCAGGCUCCUCCUCCCACGCCACAGGCCACUACCUGAACGGCCACGCGCCGCCCUCCCAGCGGCCCCUGGACGUCCUGCCCAGCCACCGUCUCACCAGCGCCCGCAUGGUGGAGCAGGUGAACGGCAGCAGCGGCCUGGCCCGCAUGCUGGCCGACUACAGGGCUCAGGGCGGACGCAUCCGCCAGCGGGACGGCUCCGACCCCUUCGGAUCAGCCGGCCCGGCCGCCACCGCCGCCGCCGCCUGCCAGGGCAGCCGGGAGCAGAGGGAGGCGGCGUUCCGGGCGCCGUCCAAGGCGGAGAGCGAGGAAGAGAGGCCGAGCGGGGCGAGCGACAUGAGCUGGGCCUCCAAGCUGGACUGUUUCAACCCUGUGAACCACCAGCGUCUGUGUGUGCUCUUCAGCAGCUCCUCUGCCCAGUCCAACAACGCCCCCAACCCCUGCGUCAGUCCAUGGAUCGUCACUAUGGAGUUCUAUGGAAAGAACGACCUGUCUCUUGGUGUGUUCCUGGAGAGAUACUGCUUCAGGCCAUCCUACCAGUGCCCUAGCAUGUUCUGCGAGACCCCCAUGGUGCACCACGUGCGGCGCUUCGUGCACGGCGGCGGCUGUGUGCAGAUCGUACUGAAGGAGCUGGACUCCCCCGUGCCCGGCUACCAACACACAAUCCUCACCUACUCCUGGUGCCGCAUCUGCAAACAGGUGACACCGGUGGUGCCUCUGUCCAACGAGUCGUGGUCCAUGUCCUUCGCCAAGUACCUGGAGCUGCGCUUCUACGGCCACCAGUACACGCGCAGGGCCAACGCCGAGCCCUGCGGACACUCCAUCCACAAGGACUACCACCAGUACUUCUCCUACAACCAGAUGGUGGCCUCCUUCAGCUACAUCCCCGUGAGGCUGCUGGAGAUCUGCCUCCCUCCUCCCAAGAUCCUCAUCCGGAACCAGGGACCCUCUAAAAACCUCAUGCAGCAGGACCUCAAGGACUUCUUCCUGAAAGUCAGCCAGGUGUACUUGGCCAUAGACGACCGUCUCACCUCGCUGAAGACAGACACCUUCAGCAAGACACGCGAGGAGAAGAUGGAGGACCUGUUUGCACAGAAAGACAUGGAGGAGGCUGAGCUGAGGAGCUGGAUCGAGAAGCUCCAAGCCCGCCUGCAGUCGUGCUGUCCCGACUCCCCCCAGCAGCUCCAGGCUGUGCUGGAGUCGGUGGUCAUCAGGAAGCAGAGCCUGUGUGAGACGCUGCAGUCCUGGAACAGCAGGCUCCAGGAUCUGUUCCAGCAGGAGAAAGGGAGGAAGCGUCUGUCUGUCCCCCCCAGCCCAGGACGCCACCGCCAGACCAACGCUGAAGACAGCAAGGGUGUCCUGGAGCCAUCCACCCGUAACAUCUCGCCUGUGGUGUCAAACGGAGACAAAGAGGACCGCCACCUCAGCACACUGCCCUCCAGCUCCUCCUCCAUUCUGCAGUCGCCAGGGGAUCUGAGCAAUGACACGCUCUACUCCGGGCCCUCCUUCCCAGAGCAGGACUCUGGCAGCAUUUCCGAAGAUGUGUUUGACGGACACCUGCUCGGAUCCAACGACAGCCAGGUGAAAGAGAAGUCCACCAUGAAAGCCAUCCUGGCCACCUUUCUGCCUGGCAACAGCUACAACUCAAUCCCUUUUCCUUUCGAACCGGACAAGCACUAUCUGAUGUACGAGCAUGAGCGAGUGCCCAUCGCCGUGUGUGAGAAAGAGCCCAGCUCCAUCAUUGCCUUCGCCCUCAGCUGUAAAGAGUACAAGACCGCCCUGGACGACAUCUCAAAGAUUGCCAAGACAGGAUUGGACGAUGCCUCCCAGUCCAUCAGUGGUGGAGGAGGUGGAGCAGAGAGUCGGUCCAGGAGCAGCCCGGCCAAACCCAACGAGUCAAACCUCUCCCAGCUGGGCCGCAGCAGCCUGGACUCUGAGCCCCUCAGCAAGGAGGGAGACCUUCUGGACAAGGAGAGGAAGCAGAGCGGGAACCCACACAUUGAACUGCAGUUCUCCGACGCCAACGCCAAGUUCUACUGCCGGAUCUACUACGCAGAGGAGUUCCACAAGAUGAGGGAGGAGAUCAUGGAGAGCUCGGAGGACGACUUCGUCCGCUCCCUGUCCCACUGCAUCAACUGGCAGGCCCGUGGCGGGAAGUCCGGCGCUGUCUUCUACGCCACGGAGGACGAUCGCUUCAUCCUGAAGCAGAUGCCCAGACUGGAGGUCCAGUCCUUCCUGGACUUCGCUCCUCACUACUUCACCUACAUCACCGGAGCUGUGCAACAAAAGCGUCCAACGGCACUCGCCAAGAUUCUGGGCGUUUACCGGAUCGGCUACAAGAACUCCCAGAACAACACGGAGAAGAAGCUGGACCUACUGGUGAUGGAGAACCUCUUCUACGGACGCAAGAUGGCACAGGUGUUCGACCUGAAGGGGUCCCUGAGGAACCGCAACGUGAAGACGGACUCGGGCAAGGAGAGCUGUGAGGUGGUGCUGCUGGACGAGAACCUGCUGAAGCUGGUGCACGACAACCCGCUGUACAUCCGCGCGCACUGUAAGGCCAUCCUGCGUGCCGCCAUCCACAGCGACGCCUACUUCCUGUCCAGCCACCUCAUCAUCGACUACUCACUGCUGGUGGGCCGCGACGACACCACGGACCAGCUGGUGGUGGGGAUCAUAGAUUACAUCAGGACGUUUACAUGGGACAAGAAGCUGGAGAUGGUGGUUAAAUCCACAGGGAUCCUUGGUGGACAAGGUAAGAUGCCCACGGUGGUGUCCCCAGAGCUGUACCGCGCCCGGUUCUGCGAGGCCAUGGACAAGUACUUCCUCAUGGUGCCCGACCACUGGAGCGGCCUGGGCAUCAACUGCUAAGGUCCGGGGGACACCUUUUAUGCAAGCACCUUUACGACCCCUCCCCAUACACACACACACACACAGACACACAUACAAAGAUAUCCAUUCCCUGGUCCGACGAUGUCAGUGCUCCAAUCAGGGGAACCAGAAGCACACUGGACGUUAUGAUGUUUAUUCAUGUUUUUACGUUGAUGGACACUUGAGAGUGGCCAGUAUACGCCAACAAGAGAGUGGUCUCCGCAUAGCAGUGCCACUGAAUUCUGCUGUCUAACAUUUUAAACUUCAGGGGGUGUGUUGUUACUAGGACCGCCCUCUGGAAUCGUCGUGUUUUAUUAGUGCCAUGGGUCCAACUGUUGCCAGAGAGCCCACAGCAAGACAGCACUGGAAACAAGCAACAAUGACAAAACAAAUCAUACAAUCUUGUCAUGGCUGUAGUUUGGUGAGCAGACUAGUGUAAUUUAAAGUUUGUAAAUGUACAGAGAUUAGGCAUUAACUAUUAAAAUGUUAUUAACGCUGUAAUGCCACAGAUCUUAUUUUUUUUUUAUUUCACCUCAUGUCGAUGUAUGUUUUAUAUGUCCCUAUUGCUUUAAUUAAACAACAAGUAUGGUAACUUACAAAGACCCCUAUUUAUAACCCAUCUGAAUAAAGGAAAAUGAUAGACUGGUUUAUAGAAAUCUGCAUUAUGUUGAAAUUCUAACCGUGACUGGUGGUACAAGCCUCCAUGUAGACUCUGGCUUUGGUUGUUCUUCUUCAUAAGCAUGUAUGAAUACUUUUAGACCUUAUUUUUAAUGGCUAGUCAGUGGUUUGGAUCAGCCAUAAUGUUUACAUCCAAGAAUAUGAUUUUCCCUGUCCAGACAGGAAUAGUAUCUUGCCACUAGGUGGUGCUGUAGUUACUAUCGGACUGAAAUCUUUAAGUUCCUGAACAAUGUAUUUGUGAUUCCAAAUGGUCUGUUCUAAUCUAUGAAUAAAAAAAUACAUUUUUACCUCUGCUUGGACAUCAG
Gadus chalcogrammus (walleye pollock) is the source of this 7502-nucleotide messenger RNA. It is a transcript of the gene pikfyve, whose product is annotated as phosphoinositide kinase, FYVE finger containing. Gene Ontology annotation, biological process: intracellular signal transduction; phosphatidylinositol metabolic process. Gene Ontology annotation, molecular function: metal ion binding; 1-phosphatidylinositol-3-phosphate 5-kinase activity; ATP binding. The transcript has 43 exons. Lineage: Eukaryota; Metazoa; Chordata; Actinopteri; Gadiformes; Gadidae. The coding region runs from base 163 to 6519 and encodes 2118 amino acids. The record is from RefSeq and is a predicted model, not a curated record.